AAGUAAGACGGUUCUUGUGGUAGGCGGUAUAUGUUUUGUGUCGAGUGGAGUUAAUUUUUCUUGUAACAAACAUGGAAGGUAUCGGACAAGUAUUCAGCAAUAUCGUUGACAACGGCGACAAUCUACUGAACCUGUUUCUCAGCAGCCUAGAUGAGCAUCAAACGUUUUGGUCUGAUCCCAAAAAUGACUUGGACACCAUUUUUUCCAAAAUCUCCAACCUGCUGGCCAGUAUCGAUACGCGGGACCGAGGUCUGCGAAUUCUGUGCCACCUGCUGCCCCAGUGUCCACUGGAUGUUGUCGAGGAAAAAGCGCAGCACUACAUAAAUGUUUGCGCAAAAAUUUGCAGUAACCGAGGGCACAUGCAGUCGAUGCCGUUGGCUUAUGGUGUCCUUGAGCAGCUGCUCCUCCGUUCUCUCAACUCAAAUGAGCUCCACAAACUUUUGGUCAGUAACUUAUCGAAACUCCUGGAACCGAUCGCUCCUAACCUAGACGCAUCGGUACUUCCGGCGGCGUUGAGCUUCUUGGAACUAUCCAUGCAACACUAUGCCGGUACCUGUGGAUCGAGCAAGAGUCGUAUCGAACCAUUCCUCUACUCGCUUGUGGACGCCACCGACCAACGGGUCAUCAAUCGGACAGCCAGGUGUAUGCUUUUGCUGCAACAAAUCCGAGGCGGUGGACAGCACGGAAACUUGCACAAGAAAACCUGGGAGGAGUACUUUCUCGCGCUCGUGGACACGAUACAAGACGUGCUGAACAAAAUAUUCGCGCACACUCCGGAAACGUUCGACGUAGAAGAAAACCUGGAGUGUUUGAAGCUUCCCCCGAUGCCAUCGACGAAAAAUCCGAUCCUGACAGCGCAAUUGUUGGCCGUCCGGGCGGUCAAUUUGAUCUCUUUCUUAGACCAUGCCAUCGUCGGGGCUUAUCCUGUGGCGAAACCGAUCGUCCCGUUUAAGGCGUUGAAUGUCAUUCUUCGUGGUCUGUCCGUAUCGUGCAGCGCUAUGGGGCGAAAUACGAUCAUUGAAAAUGUAGCCUUUGGGACGUUUUUACCGGCAAUUCAUUAUGCCCUACUGGAAGCGCUAGAUGGGCUGGUGUUGGCCCUGGGCAGUAACCUGCUAAUGUUCGGCGAUCUGGUAUACGAGAUAUUCCCAAAGUGUCUGAAAGCGGCACAAGCUGAUCGCAGCGGAGACGAAGGUGCGAAGAAGUCCUUCACUCGCCUGCGCACCAAAAUCUACGAAAGCAUCCAACUGUGGUGCGCAAAGAUGGGCCACGGUAGCUGUGUUGAGUCGGUGAAUGAACCUAUCCUGGAGCACAUAGUACGUGAUAUUACACCGUACGUAGGAGAGGUCACACUUAAGAUGGAUGCCGGUGGCAACCAUCGGCUUUCGGCGAGGGCAAAGAAAAAGCUACAGAAGGAGCAAAAUGCAGCCACAUCGUUGAAUCAGGCACACUCCCGAGGAACAGCGGCUGCGGAUAACAACGAACUGCUUAUGGAUCUGGGCAACGAGGCUCUCUGCAAGGCGGCCCUUGAUUGUUUGGCCAGUAUCCUUCAAUCGGUCGGGUGCUUCAUCAAGCCCGUCACCCACAAGCUGUUGCAGGAGAAGAUCGUGCCGUUGUGUUUCUCUCUCGUGACACACCAUCAGCUUACGGGACUCUAUCGGAAUGAAAAGGCACGUGUAGCACUUUUGCGAGCGUUUGCGGCGCUUAUCGUCAAUCCGCAUCACCAUUGUCCACCUCCGUUGCAAUACGCGGGGUACAUUUUCAACACACUCCAAACAACCGAUGUUAGUGCGGAGGUGCGUUCUACUGCCGCUGAACUGGCACGUACCAUGGAACUUGUGCUGCAUCCAUGGAAGGAAACCUUGUACUUCCCGGCGGAUCAGGCAGCCAUUAAGGAUGCUCUUGCGAACAAGGCAGGGCAUCCACUAGCGUCCCUGAUUUCGCAGACACCAUCUUCAAAGUACAGGCAAACGAAUGGUAUCCAGCGGAAGGAAGUGAAGGAACCUUCACCGAUAAAACCGUCGCCUAAAACAUCUUCCCCUACCAAGCAAGAUGAAAGUGAUGGCGAAAUCAACGAAUCACUUGCCGUCACAGAAGGCAGCGAUGACGAUGAACCGGUUGGUUGGGUGGAAGAAGUUAGCACUUCCUCGGUCGUAGACCACACUGAGCAGCCUUUGGUCGUGGAUGUGCCAUCGGUUCCGGACAACUCGCACAACGUUGACGAUGGUGUAAUUCAUCGUGCGGAGGAGGAUGAAAGUCACGUUGAACCGCCCGUCGUGUCCGUACUCGAUAGUGAUGAGGAGGUUGUUUCCCGGGAACAAAAGGAGAAUCCUGCGGACAAAGCCGAAGAUGACGAUGUUGUCGAAGUGCCGAUGGAUGUUGGCACAGAGGUAAAGAACGCAGGCAUCGUGAAUGAAAAUGGCAAACACGCGGCACCGACGGAAGCGGAAACUCCCGACUCGGGAUCUCCGAAACGAGUUAAGCUAGCAGAAGCGGAUGGAAAUAUCGCUAGCGAUAAGGAGAAGAAUAUUGACGCUCUUGUUGACGAGAUGGUCGCGGAAUUCGUUGACGAACCAUAAAUUCGACAAUAACACAUUUUUCUUUUUUGUAUUACAUAAGAACAGCUAUGCUAUUGAAUUAACAAAAAUAAAUAUCGUACGCCA
Messenger RNA from Anopheles coustani, 2660 nucleotides. RefSeq names its product proline-, glutamic acid- and leucine-rich protein 1-like. The transcript is spliced from 2 exons. Lineage: Eukaryota; Metazoa; Arthropoda; Insecta; Diptera; Culicidae. Gene Ontology annotation, cellular component: nucleus. Gene Ontology annotation, biological process: rRNA processing. The record is from RefSeq and is a predicted model, not a curated record. Bases 72 to 2576 code for a protein of 834 amino acids.